GCUGUAACCUAAUCUGAGGCGGUUGUCAUGGCGAACGCGGAGGCCUAUCGUAUGCCAGUCUAAAGAUCAAAUUAUACCCUCCUGGCGUUAUCGCUCGCUCGCAACGCCUCGCCGUUCGUCAAGGCAAGGACCGUUGCAGUCGACGUCCGGCCAGAAUACAUUUUUCGUCAUGAUGUCUACUUGGGUAACAGGCGCCACGUUAUGGAGCCUCGUUCUUUUUUCCGGUGUUCGGGGCAACAUUUUGACCGAUUUGCUGACUGGUGCAAAAUCCCAAGACGUUAACAACACUGUAACUCAGAGCACUCCGGGCCCGUUUCUUACGACCCCGGGAAAUAUGUGCACUUCCUACCAGUGUGGUUGCUAUAAAGGAGAGCCACCGAAGAAGAUCGACUGCUCUUACAGAAAGAUCAGCAUACUGAACCGGCUCGCGCUGCCUCGUGAAGUUUACGAAAUCAGCUUGUCCGGAAAUAAUCUUUCCAAGAUCUUCGACACGUACUUCUACGCCGGGCCUGGACUGCACGUACUAGAUCUGUCCCACAAUCCCAUCGACUUCGUGGCCAUCACGUCGUUCCAGAUGUUCACGCAGCUCAACAGACUAUCGUUGUCUCACAACAGGCUGACGUCUCUGGACGAGCAAGUCUUCAGAGGACUUGGCCAGCUGCAGUCUCUCGACCUCAGCUACAACAGGCUGUCUUCCUUGUACCCCAAAGAUUUCGACUACCUCGAGAACCUCAACGAGCUCAACUUGGCACACAACCCGCUGCUCGAAUUCAACGGAAACGCGUUCAGCAAGCUGACAUCCCUCAACAAGCUCAACAUUCAAAGCACCGGCAUCACGAGCUUCAGGAAGACCGAUUUCGACAGCCUGACUAACUUAAAGUGGCUGGACAUCAGCGGCAACGGGUUCCAGAACGUGCCGCUCAAGGGCCUUCACAAGCUGAGUCAGUUAAGUUACCUGGACCUGAGCCGGAACCCGAUUCGAACGAUCCCACCGUACAGCUUUUACAACCUGACGUCGCUGAGGAGCCUCAUCCUGAGGUACAUGGUCGACUUGGUCAGCGUCGAAGCCCACGCCUUCGGCGACGUGGCGAGUCUGAAGAUCGUGGACUUCAGCUUCAGUCACAUGCUUGCCAGAAUAGACGCGAAAGCCUUCGCGCUCAACUCUUCGGAUGCCAAGAUUGAGCUGGACGAGUUCUACGCGCGUCAGACGGCCCUGGAGACACUGUCUCAGUUCCUCCUCAACUGGGACUACGUGAACAAAGUGGAUUUCGGCGAGAACAACUGGAGGUGCGACUGCUUGCUCGAGUGGAUGCCGCACAUCGUGCGAAGAGAUGCACUGGACGGAAAACUGAGGUGCGGCAGCCCGAAAAGUCUCGAAGGGCGGCUGAUCGUGAAGCUGAACCCGGGAGACUUCCAGUGCUUGGACAGCGUAUCCCUGGACCACCCGAGCUGGAGGGAGGUCAACGUAGCCAUGAAGGUGGCCCUGGGUCUCCUUAUCACCAUCACCAUCGCCCUGGCCGCGGUCAUUUUGACCCUCCUGUUCUUCAGGAUCCGCGCCCAGCCCCACAUGUACAGGAGCCUCAAGCAGAGAUUGGGAUAUGCAACCGAAGACUAAAUGCAGCUCCGCCACCUUUUUCCUACGAACUCGACCAGCUCCGUCUCUGUUGAACUUUGGUUUCGGAAGAAAACGAUUGAAUUUGACACACCCACCAUCGCGGUGGGAGUGCUAAGUUGACAAGGUGGUGGAAGCUACAUGCUCGCCAGUGUAAUCAAUCGCCUGCCUUUAAUAGACGAAACCCGCCCUUUUUCUCUCUUCGCCUUGCGAAUGUGUGCAGAGAGCGAGAUCACGUGGUCUGAACAGACGUGGUGCAGAAACUAACGAGCAAGUAGAUACCACCGCCCUGUCAGUUUAGCACUGAACGAUGUACAGUUUGGGCCUCGUGGCAAGUGACGUGGUCGUAUGUAUCGAGUGGAGUGUGUGCACAACAAUGCGUUCGACCUUUUUUUUUUUU
This is a messenger RNA of Ixodes scapularis (black-legged tick), 2012 nucleotides long. Its product is annotated as tsukushi. The transcript is spliced from 3 exons. Gene Ontology annotation, molecular function: protein binding. NCBI's taxonomy places the organism in Eukaryota, Metazoa, Arthropoda, Arachnida, Ixodida, Ixodidae. Gene Ontology annotation, cellular component: extracellular matrix. The coding region runs from base 170 to 1615 and encodes 481 amino acids. The record is from RefSeq and is a predicted model, not a curated record.